Choloepus didactylus (southern two-toed sloth) is the source of this 545-nucleotide messenger RNA. Its product is annotated as UDP-N-acetylglucosamine transferase subunit ALG13 homolog. Gene Ontology annotation, molecular function: hexosyltransferase activity. The coding region runs from base 1 to 498 and encodes 165 amino acids. Gene Ontology annotation, biological process: dolichol-linked oligosaccharide biosynthetic process. The record is from RefSeq and is a predicted model, not a curated record. Lineage: Eukaryota; Metazoa; Chordata; Mammalia; Pilosa; Megalonychidae. The transcript has a single exon.
AUGAAGUGCCUGUUUGUUACUGUGGGGACCACCAGCUUCGACGACCUCAUUACAUGUGUGUCAGCACGUGAUAGUCUCCAAAUCAUCAAGAGCCUUGGUUACAACCGACUUAUCCUACAAAUUGGUAGAGGAACGGUGGUACCUGAACCAUUCAGUACUGAAUCAUUUACUCUGGAUGUUUACAGGUACAAGAAUUCAUUAAAAGAAGACCUUCAGAAAGCAGAUCUUGUUAUUAGUCAUGCAGGUGCAGGAAGUUGUUUGGAGAUCCUGGAAAAAGGAAAGCCACUUGUCGUGGUUAUAAAUGAAAAGUUGAUGAACAAUCAUCAGCUGGAAUUGGCAAAGCAGUUACACAGAGAGGCGCAUCUUUUCUAUUGCACCUGCCAUACACUUCCUGGGCUGUUAAAGUCAACGGACUUCUCAACCCUGAAAAGUUUUCCUCCUGGCCAGCCAGAAAAAUUUUCUGCAUUUUUGGAUAAAGUUGUUGGAUUACAAAAAUAAAUGCUAAACUCUCAACAAUUUAAAAAUACCCCCACAUCCAACCUGUA